Patiria miniata (bat star) is the source of this 2222-nucleotide messenger RNA. RefSeq names its product tyrosine-protein kinase STK-like. Gene Ontology annotation, cellular component: extrinsic component of cytoplasmic side of plasma membrane. The transcript is spliced from 8 exons. NCBI's taxonomy places the organism in Eukaryota, Metazoa, Echinodermata, Asteroidea, Valvatida, Asterinidae. The record is from RefSeq and is a predicted model, not a curated record. Gene Ontology annotation, molecular function: non-membrane spanning protein tyrosine kinase activity; ATP binding; signaling receptor binding. Gene Ontology annotation, biological process: cell surface receptor protein tyrosine kinase signaling pathway; cell differentiation; protein phosphorylation. The coding region runs from base 69 to 1160 and encodes 363 amino acids.
GUUACUUUGGUGGUCUUAGUCGCACUGAUGCUGAGCGGAAACUCUUACAGCCUGGUGUCAAGCAAGGAAUGUUCAUCGUGCGGGAUAGUGAGUCCAAGCUAGGUUCGUUUGCACUUUCUGUCCGUAACGACAACCGAGUGAUACACUACAAGAUUACGGUCGUCAACCACAAAUUCAAAAUUGAUACUGAAUGUAACAAUCAACGAGAGUUUGAAUGUCUUUAUGAUCUACUCCGUCAUUACCGAGGGGAUGCUGGUGGACUGAAUCUUUCCGACCCUUGCCCUAAGGAGACCCAAAAAACCAUGGGCUUGGACAAAGAUGACUGGGAAUCUCCCCGCGAGGCCCUGACGCUAGGAGAAAAGCUUUCGGUUGGCCGCUUUGGAGAAGUCUUUAAAGGUACUUGGCUUGGGAAGACCCCAGUGGCCAUCAAAACAUUCAAAGAGGGCACCAUGAUUGUGAAUGACUUCCUGGCGGAAGCCAAUGUCAUGAAGAAGCUUCGCCAUCCUAAACUCUGCCAACUCUUUGCAGUUUGCACUGAGAUGGAACCUAUCUACAUUGUCAUGGAGUUCAUGUGCAACGGCAGUCUAUUGGUUUACUUAAGAGAUGGCGAAGGACGCGACCUGAAGUUGCCCGAGCUUGUUAAAAUAGGAGCUCAGAUCGCAUCCGGCAUGGCCUACAUGGAGUUCAUGAAGUUCGUUCAUUGUGAUGUGGCUGCUAGGAACGUACUGGUGGGAGAGGGUAACAUCGUUAAGGUGUCUGAUUUUGGACUGGCCAGAAUGAUUGAGAAAACAGAGUAUACUGCAAAAAAAGGUACCGUCGUUUUCCCAGUCAAAUGGACAGCCCCUGAGACUUUCAUGUACGGACGAGUCAGCACCAAGUCUGAUGUCUGGUCCUUUGGUGUCUUGCUGACUGAGUUGGUCACGCAUGGAUGUAUACCUUACCCAGGUAUGUCGAACAAGGAUGUCAUGGAUAAGAUUCAGCACGGCUACCGCAUGCCCAAGAUGGCUGAUUGCCCUCAAACGUUGUACAAACUCAUGCUCAAGUGCUGGGAGAAGGAUCCCGCGGCCCGACACACAUUUCAGUUCCUGUGUUCCUACUUGGAUCAUUGUUUCGUUUCAACGGAGCCAGAUUGCUUAGAAGUUGAAUACAAUUUGUGUUGAGACAAGCACUAAUAAGAUAAAUGUACUGUACACAUUUCACAAGAAUUCUGUCAAUUAAAGACAUCCACAUAUGCUCACAAUAAAAUAAUCACUCCACAACAUCCACAAUUCCAGAACAUUUUCAAUAUUUUACCUGAGGUUUCUUUUGAUUGUAACUGCCCACUUUGUUUUAAUUUAGUGCAGAGGUAACGGAUGCUUUUUGUACGUGCCUCUGGCCGCAGAAUGCAGACCAGUCUUCCAUGAAAGAUACAACUAAUACGAGAAACAUCUUUAUUUUGUGCAUAUGGCCUAAAAGUAGAAAUAACGUGUAUGUGUCUUAUGUAGGAAUGGUUCCUGUAUAUAUUACUAGUAGGAGACGAGUUAUAUUAAUUUGCAUAAUCCGCAACAGAUUUCAAGUUCCGAAUGAUAAUAUUGUGUACUCUAUACUUCCAACAAAGUGCCUUAUAACAACGUAGCGCGACUGUAUACAUUUAAUAAUACAUGUAUUCAAAAUUAGCUGAAAGUUUUUACUGCAUUUCGUAAGUAAUUAGUUUUAAUUGUGGUUGGAAUUUGUUGGGCAAUUUUGGUACUUUCCAGCCAGCACAGAUAGGUCCAAUAGUGGGCUUAUCUUGGCAAACACAUAUAGCAGUGGGCUUAUCUUGGCAAAAACAGUUGACCAAUCUUGGGCAGAACAUGGCCAAUAUUGGCCUAGUAUUACCCAAUAUUGGGCCACGUUCGAAAUUCGUUCACUGGAGCAAAAUUGGUCCCAUUAUUGGCAACAAUGGCAAUAUGGGCAUAAUAUUGGAUAAAAACUACAGACCUUUGCCAAAGUAAAGGCCUGUAGUUUAACAUUGCAUCGGCAUAACAUUGCAGUGUUAUACUGAUAUUACCAUUGGUGUCAAUACACAAUGUAGGCUAUAUAAAUCGGACCAAAUUGUGUCAAUGAGCAGAAUGUACGUUGGUCAAUAUUGGGUAAUAUUGACUGAACAUUGGUAAGGGCCAGCCCAUGCCAAAGUUCAGCCAAUAUUUUGCCCACAUUGCCAUAUUUACCAAUAUAGCACAAAUUUUGCGCCAAUGAGUAAA